CAACACCAAAAACCAUCUUCAAAUGUCAAAAGCAUACAAAAUGGAAUAUCACAGCCUCGACGUAGUCCGGGAGAUCCAAGAAUCCGACGGAUGCAACAACGAGGGAAUCCUGCUUGUCCGCGACAAUACUCGCCAACGUCUUCUCAUCGAGAAGCGUUUCAAACUAUAUGAUGUCUGGAACGGCCCUGCGCAAAAGGAGAUUGAGAUUCUGAAGCAGCUUCGCGGACACCCAAACAUCACGUCGAUUGAGGGCUGGUACCUUCAAGACGGGUCCGUGGAAGAGACAAAGGGAAGCGUCUGGCUCGAUUACUGCAAUCAAGGCACACUUUCCAACGCCAUCGACUUCCUCAAUGAGCAGGAUCGAGAGUUUUCCGAGUUUGAGAUCUGGCAUGUCUUCGCCCAACUUGCCGAAGCAGUAAGGUUUUGCCAGCAAGGUCCUAUCGUUGACGUCUUCUCGUCCACCCUUGCCACCUGGAACCCCAUCUACCACCUCGACAUAAGCCCGUCCAAUGUCUUCUUGACUGUAGAUCAUGGGUGUGAAACAAUGCUGCCACGAGUCCUGCUAGGCGACUUCGGCUGCAGCGCAACACACUUUUCACAGCUGCAAAACGGAGCAAUCCUGGCUGCAGACUCAAGCGCAGAGGUCGAUAAGCCCUUUUUAUGCAUGUGGCAGAAUGCAGAGUUCGCAGCUCCUGAGUCUCCUUACUUCAGCCUCAAGUCGGAUAUCUACCAGCUGGGACUGGUGAUAUACUGCAUGCUGGCAAUGAGGACAUGGGGGAUGGAUGCUGAUUUCGAUGCCAAUUUGAGGAAAGCAGACCAGUACAGCGAGGAGCUGCGUGGACUCGUGGGUGCUUGUCUGGAACAGGAUCCUGCCCAGAGACUGAACAUCACGCAGUUGAUGGGGCGAAUUGCCUCUGGGCUGCAGGCUGAGCAGCGGCGACGAUGGGAGCAGCCGGCCCUUUGA
This is a messenger RNA of Periconia digitata, 964 nucleotides long. Lineage: Eukaryota; Fungi; Ascomycota; Dothideomycetes; Pleosporales; Periconiaceae. The record is from the annotation of a GenBank genome assembly.